Molecule: messenger RNA, 501 nt
Organism: Akanthomyces muscarius
Lineage: Eukaryota; Fungi; Ascomycota; Sordariomycetes; Hypocreales; Cordycipitaceae
Exons: 3
Coding region: 1-501 (166 amino acids)
Biological process (GO): fungal-type cell wall polysaccharide metabolic process
Cellular component (GO): fungal-type cell wall
Source: RefSeq, a predicted model, not a curated record
AUGGUCUCUCAGAGCCUCCUUACUGCUACCGUACUCGCGACGACUACUGCCGCCUACAAGUAUGGUCUCGCUUACAGCGAUGGCAUCGAAAUCAGUGGUUUUACGGACGACUACGUUGCCAGAACCGAAAUCACCUGGCGAUGCCGUCAAUGCUUGGAGACAGAUUUCCCGAACCAAUGCCAGGGCAGCCAUAUUGAUUUUGUGCCUGUACACUGGUACAACGACCACUCUAUGGAGCGUGACUUUGAGAACUGGGUCAACAGCAUCUGCAGCCUGGUCGGAAACCGCAAGUUCAAGCGGUUCGGAAACGAGCAUGAGCAGCUUGAUUUUCUCAGGGAUGCUCUGCCUUUCCUCGACAACAAGUCUUGUGUCAAGCGCUACGCGUACUUUGGCAUCAACAAUGCCAACAAGGACUUGAUCGAGGUGACGGCCCGAACCUUACUCAGCUCGGUGCUUGGUACGGUUUUGGUCUUCCACGAUAAGUGGCCCGCUAGGCGUUAA